Postia placenta MAD-698-R-SB12 is the source of this 444-nucleotide messenger RNA. RefSeq lists its product as hypothetical. The record is from RefSeq and is a predicted model, not a curated record. The transcript is spliced from 3 exons. NCBI's taxonomy places the organism in Eukaryota, Fungi, Basidiomycota, Agaricomycetes, Polyporales, Adustoporiaceae. Bases 1 to 444 code for a protein of 147 amino acids.
AUGAUGGUAUUUGCCUGCAAAUUGCGAUUGAAUGAGACCACGGCGUGCAUUACCACGACGCAUAAGUAUAUGUGGGAGGAGGUCCACAGGGAGCCAAGCCAAGAAGCGCAAAGCACCGCAUUCUCGAUUGCUUCUCGACGGGCAUGGCUAUGCAUUGUGCAGUACAAGAAAGCAACUAUUUUGCGAAUACAUGAGUACAAGACUGCCAAGCGCAGAGUAGUCCGGAAUAUUCAACUCAAUGACGGCAUAGAAUGGGCGAACUGGAGGAGCAACCGAGCAGAAUCGUUCAUGGGCGCGCGGACCUCACGAUUAGUCGACAGCGAUAUGAUGUAUCUUGGGCAGGCUGUAGAUGCAAAGGGAAUACAGGUGACGGAUCGAGGAGAGGAAGACACAGACGGGCCAGAAACCGACCGUAGCGGUAGCAGAUGGGACGAAUACGUAUAG